AGAGAAAGAGAGAGAGUGGGAGGGGAAAAAAGGGAAAAGCUGGCAAGCAGCUGAUUUGUCAGAAGAGUUUCCCAGAGCGCUCUGCCAUUCGUGUCCCAGCACUCAUGCUGCACUGAGCCUCUCCAGCCACCUAGAACACACACUGAGAGCUUGAGCGAUUGAGAGAGGGUGUGCGUGGGGUGUUUCAAACAGAACCAGAACCAGAGCAGAAAAGUCCUAACAAGUAAAGGGAAACCAGUAAGGUAAAGUUCCAGAGUGCACUCCUCAGUGUUCUGUUUCUUCUCCCACCUGCAGCCUGAAGCUCUGCCGCCAUGGAGGUGCUGGAAGUCCCCACCCUGCAGCUGGACACCCCUGAGCAGCACAAGACCCUCACCGAGAUCUCCGACGACGAGGUCAACCUGCCACCCUCUGAUGAUGAGGAGGGGGCCUCCACCUCAGAGGUGAAGGCCAAAGAUGCUGCAGAAAAAGAGCAGGCCGAGGAAGGAGACAAGAGCAAUGGGCAGGUGAACGGUGUGAUGAUCCUCUCCCUGCUGGACAAGAUCAUCGGGACGGUGGACCAGAUCCAGCAGACCCAGGCUGGCCUGGAGGCCCGGCAGCAGGAGAUGGAGCGCUCAGUGACCGGCAUCCAGGGCGAGCUCACCAAGCUGACCAAGAGCCACACCACCACGGCCAACUCCGUCAACAAGAUGCUGGAGAAGGUGCGCAAAGUCAGCGUGAACGUGAAGACGGUGCGCACCAACCUGGAGAAGCAGGCUGGCCAGAUCAAGAGGCUGGAGAGCAAUGAGAGCGAGCUUCUCAAGAGGAGGAACUUCAAAGUCAUGAUCUAUCAGGAUGAUGUCAAAAUUCCCUCCAAAGUCGCCGUGGCCAAGUCCUUGAAAUCGGCCCAGGCAGUAGAGGGUGGGAGUGAGCUGGAACUCAAAGCGGCCGUGGAGGAGGGUGGAGAGGAUGGAGGAGAGAAGGCUCAUGUGGACCUCUCUUCUGAUGAAGAAGAGGUAGAGAUUGAGGAGACUAUUGAAGAGACCCGGGCAGAACGCAUCAAGCGCAGCAGCCUGCAGAGGGUCCAGAACAUCAAAACGGUAUUCUCCAAAGAAAAGAUGGAGAAGACCAAGCAGAAGACAAAGGAUAACCUGGAGAAAACCAAGCAGAAGACCAAAGAGAACCUGGAGAAGACUCGCAUGAAGACCAAAGAAAACUUGGAAAAGACCAAGCAGAAGACCAAGGAGAACCUGGAGAAGACACGGCAGAAGACGAGGGAAAAUCUGGAGAAGACGCGGCACAACAUCGAGAAGAAAAUGGGCAAGCUCAGCACCCGCAUGUCCGUCAACCCAGAGCGGAAGGAGAAGCUGAAAACCUCGCAGAAGAAAGUGGUGAAAUCGUUCACGCCCGAUCACACCAUUUACGCUCGGUCCAAGACCGCCGUGUACAAGGUUCCGCCUUUCACAUUCCACGUGAAGAAGAUCCGUGAUGGGGAGGUGGAGAUCCAGGGCACGGAAAUGGUGGAAGUGGGUGGGGAGACGGAAGACGUGGAGAAUGGAGUGGUGGAGGGAGGAGAGGAGGAAGAGAUGGAGAUGGAGGGAGGAGAUGUAGAGGAGAGGGAGGAUAGCCCUGAGCUGCUGGAGACAGCAGAAGAUUCAGAGCUGGUGCUCAUUGAACAGGAUCACGACAGAGAUAGCGAUUAGACAGCAUGUGCAAGUGUGAUGAGUGUGUGUGUAUGUGUAGGUGUGUAGGAGGUUAUUGGGGGAAAGUAUGUGAGUGAGUAUGGCAUAUGUUGUGUGUGUGUGUGUGUGUGUAUGUGUGUGUGAGUAUACAUUUUAUUUUGAGAAGAAUUACCCCUUAGAAUCACCAUAGUGUUUAGAGCGAUUCUUCCCAACCCUGGUUCUGGAGGAGCGUUUGCCCUGGUCAGGUCAGGUCAGGGGGUCCUCCAGGACCAGGGUUGGGGGCCAUUGGUAUAGAGAAUGAUCAUCAAAUGUUUAAGGGCUAGCCUACUUACUAGUGGAAGUAACUUGAUUGAUCGCCAUUGAGGAUGACGUUCCAAGAAGGAGGGGUUUGAGUUGAUGGGGUCUGACCAAUUAAAUGGCAACAGGGGUAAAUAACAAAUUAUAGACCACUGAAGUUGUGCGUUAUUCUGUAGUCAUCGAUAUGCCCAUAUUUUAUAUUUUCAAUACCAGAAACAAAUGAAAACCAGCUUGCUUGCUUUGAGCCACUGUUUGGGGGAAACUUGGGGGUUACAGACAAUAUUAGGCUACGUUCACACAUCCAAAUGUACUACCAAAUUCAAUUUUAUUUUAGGCUGAUCACACCAUCUUUAUCAUGUGACCUCUAUUUAACAUAUGUCUGAACUGUUCAUGCUCUUAAACUAAUCCCUUCAUUAAGCGAUUGCAACACAAAGUUCUUUAUAUUUUGUCUGAAGCUCAGAUAGUGUUACCUCACUAUCUCUCCACUGAAAACCUCACUUAAUGCUGUUAUCCUUUUCCUCUUUGCUUUGAUGUAAAAAUAACAUAAAUUCCAAUCUGCCUGUUAAGAGUCAAAGGGCUCAAUUGCACCGUGCAUCUUGAUUGAGGGCGUGUCAGUGUGCCUUUGCUAUCAUAACAACGGGGAAAGUAUGCGUUGCGCAGCUCAAAAUGCAUAAACGCCAUGUACUAAUUCUCUUAAAUAUUGUGCAAUAAACCAAUCAACUUGUCACUUGCUGUUCACUUUAACAGCCAGGUGCGCAUUGACAUUGGCAGAUUGCUAAUUAAACAGUGCAGCAAUGCAGGUGCAAGGUGUGAAAGUGAACUGUUGACAGGGUGUAAGAUAGCAAUAAGCAUCGCAACGUGCUUUGCGCAGGGUGUAAGAUAUGGCCCAUACAGUCGCAUUGCUUGAAAUCAGAUUUAUUAAUCACAUUUUAAUACCAAAUAUGAAAGUGACCCAAAUCAAAACUAAAAAGAAUUCACUGAAGAUUGCGUGUAUUAUUUGCUGUUCACACUGUCACACAAAUAAUACACCUGUAUCAUAUUUAAUAAAGCCAAAUAUGGGCAUAGCAACAUGGCACCAACUACAAAUGAUAACCCAGCUUCAGUGCUCUGUUACCUCUAUGCAUUGACAUAGACGAAGAACGAGACGAAGGAGAAGGAUCAUGAGUAUUGUCAGAGAGUGAAAUGAAAUGCUGAAUUGAUUGAUGUUCAGAUGAACAAAGGAUUUGGACUGGUGCUUCUGUGGAUCUAGAACAUCUUUCUUUCUUGUUUUCUUUGAUUUUUUUUUAUUUCUUAUUAAUGUACUACCAUCACAUCUGUACGUAGUUCUAGUCUAGUCAGCAAACUGAGUUGCUGACUCUUGCUGAGAGUCAUUUUUUUCUUUUUUACAUCUUAUUCUGAUUGUUUUAUGUGUAAAAUUCUUUUUUUCUUGAGAGACAAAGUUGUUAUUUCUGUUGUUACACUGAAGUUUGAGCAUUUUGUUUAUCUGUUUUUUUGUUUUGUUGCAUUUUAAUAGAAUAAAAUCAUUGAUUUAAGCCACCUCCAAUAAACCACCUCACACGAGUGCCUUAGGUCCCAAUAUGGAACAGCUGCAGCUGGCUGGCACCUUCCUUGCCUUAAUAAAACACAGCAGUAUAUACAUAUAUGUUGAACUGGGAUAAAGUCUUGAUUUAGCUUAUAGACUCUUGUAUGGAGUUGUGGAGGUAGUGUGAGAUUUUUUCAAUGCGUUUGUAUGUAGUUAUAAGAAUAACCAUAGCGCCCUCUAGUGGCCAAAUCUGGUAGUGAUGCUUCAAUCUAAUGCAAACUGAGGAACAGACUGUUGAACUUUGUGUUCAAGAGCUAUAGAACACUUUACUAUUAUAAUGCACCUACAUGUAUUUUACAUCAUGCAAACAUAUAUACAAAUAAACCAUCAUACAUAUAUAGCAAUCAAGAACAAUGUCAUGCCAGUGUUGCUUUUGUUUUAGUCCUAUUUUCACACUGUCCAGCCUUGUUAGCGAAUGUAAAUACAGUUAUAAAAUGUGAAUCACUGCCACAGCACUAGAUAAUCCAAGUCCAGCACCUAAGGAAUUCUUGAAGUGCACAUUUUUAUUGUAUUAUCUUUGCCUAGUUAAUCAUCAAACCCUUCUCUAGCUGAACCACUGCAUUCCACACCUGCAUUUGCAGCCCAAGAAUCGUCAGCACCCUGUCUUCACUUGUAUUGCUUUCCUGACUCAGAUAUCAGUGACUUAAUAACUGUUCUUCAUUACUUCUUAUAUUGUGCGACAAAUUCCAUAUUUACCUUUCCACAUUUCGCGUUUUUUUUUUGUUUUGUUUUGUUUUUAUAUAUAUUUUUUGCUUGUGCAACUGAUGAAUAUGGAGACUAUCUCUGUUAUAUUGUCACACUGCCUACUAAUAUGUUAAUAAAAGCAGCCUUAUUCACA
Messenger RNA from Astyanax mexicanus (Mexican tetra), 4375 nucleotides. It is a transcript of the gene cavin1b, whose product is annotated as caveolae associated protein 1b. The record is from RefSeq and is a predicted model, not a curated record. Gene Ontology annotation, molecular function: rRNA primary transcript binding. The coding region runs from base 312 to 1679 and encodes 455 amino acids. The transcript is spliced from 2 exons. Lineage: Eukaryota; Metazoa; Chordata; Actinopteri; Characiformes; Acestrorhamphidae. Gene Ontology annotation, cellular component: caveola; cytoplasm. Gene Ontology annotation, biological process: transcription initiation at RNA polymerase I promoter; termination of RNA polymerase I transcription.